AUGUACAACAUCGACCCAUCAGCAAUCACAGUCUCGGGCUUCAGCGCCGGAGGCUUCAUGGCCGCACAACUCGGCAUCGCCUACUCGAGCAUCUUCUCUGGCUUUGCAGUCUUCGCCGGAGGGCCAUAUGACUGCGCUCGAGAUCAAGACUUCUACACCUCCUGUAUGGGCAACCACACCCCGUCCAUCGAGAAACCCAUCGCCCACAUCCAGCAAUGGAGCCUCGAGGGGCAAAUCGAUCCCAUCGAGCAUCUCCGUUCGAGCAAAGUUUAUCUCCAAACAGGUGCUUUGGACGAAGUUGUCGCCUCCUCGGUGAUGAGACAGUUGGAGAAGCAGCUGUAUGCUUUUAUUCCUGCAGAGGAAAUUACAUUCGUCGAGUUGGAACAUGCAGCACAUGUCUUCCCUACCGAUUUCGACCCCUCCGGUUCACAGUCCAGUCAAUGCACAGAUUCCAUCAGUCCCUACAUCGCCAACUGCAACUACGACGGAGUAGGUGAAAUGCUCAAAUGGCUAUAUGGCACCGACACCAUCCAACCCAGGAGAAACUCUGGUCCGCUAACAGGUACACUCCACGAAUACGCUCAAGAGAAUUCCACUGGCGCGAUAGGAUUGGCUCACUUUGGAUACUAUUACAUUCCUUCCAGCUGCAAUUUCUCUUCUUCCUCUUCUUCUUCCUCUAUUCCCUGUAAACUCCACAUCGCCCUGCACGGCUGCACCAUGAGCGUCUCACACAUUUCUUACAAAUUUAUCCUCGAUACGGGAUAUGUGCAAUAUGCUGAUUCCAACCAUAUAAUUCUUCUGUUUCCUCAAGCUGCUGCUGUCGCGCAAGAAGGAGACCACAACAACAACAACAACAACAACAACAACAUCACUUCUCGUCCAAUUUGGUAUCCCAACGGCACUGAAUAUCCUGGAGCAGCGCUCGCGUGCUUCGAUUGGGUGGGGUGGUCGGGGGAAAAUGCGGAUUGGCGAGGUGGAGUGCAGAUGGAGGCGAUUGUGAGGAUGGUAGAUGUGCAAACGGCGGGAUAA
Messenger RNA from Sphaerulina musiva SO2202, 1029 nucleotides. RefSeq lists its product as uncharacterized. The record is from RefSeq and is a predicted model, not a curated record. The transcript has 2 exons. Bases 1 to 1029 code for a protein of 342 amino acids. Gene Ontology annotation, molecular function: hydrolase activity. NCBI's taxonomy places the organism in Eukaryota, Fungi, Ascomycota, Dothideomycetes, Mycosphaerellales, Mycosphaerellaceae. Gene Ontology annotation, cellular component: extracellular region.